AUGUCCUACCAAUAUGAAGAUAUUAGGACGUCUCGCCCAUCAGGCUCCAAAGUGCCUGAAAUAGCCCUACCAGGUCCGCAGGGGGCACUCAUGGUCGUGCUAUUGACAUACAAUGGGUCCCCGUUCAAAGACCACUGGGCAUACUUCGUGGAAUCACGAGAAAAUCCCCAAAUCGGAGUCAUGAUACAAGCGAAUGGAGAUGUGAUGAAUGUAUUUUCAGUUGAAAUUGAGCGCAGUCAUGACUUGCGAUCUGCCGAUAAACAGCCAACUGCGAAAAUUCCUCUCCAGUGGGUGGACGAAGAGCACUUUGACGAAAAGGCAAUGUUCGACAAUGGCCGACACAUCACUGAUCAAAUCCCUCGCUGUCGCUUCGAGGAGAGUGUUUGCAAAACCAAAGCCCCCAGUAAAAGCCUGAAUGCUGUUAAUGAAACGUCGACUCCCGGCAAGAACAUAGUACAGCGCAACUGUCAAACAUGGAUCGUCGAGUCUGCCGAGAAACUUCUGAAAGACAACAUAUUCAGUGAAGAGAUUGUUGCUUAUCUACACGCGACUAAACAAUAG
Penicillium waksmanii is the source of this 561-nucleotide messenger RNA. RefSeq lists its product as uncharacterized. NCBI's taxonomy places the organism in Eukaryota, Fungi, Ascomycota, Eurotiomycetes, Eurotiales, Aspergillaceae. The coding region runs from base 1 to 561 and encodes 186 amino acids. The record is from RefSeq and is a predicted model, not a curated record. The transcript has 2 exons.